AUGGCCCAGCUCAGGGUCCUCAUCGUGGGCGCCUCGAUCGCCGGCCCGGCUGCGGCCUACUGGUUCGCCAAAGGCGGCGCAAGAGUGACCAUCAUCGAACGCUUCCCGCAACUCCGCACCAACGGCCAGAACGUGGACAUCCGCACCAUCGGCGUGACUGUCAUGUGCAAGAUGCCCGGCCUCGAAGAAGCCGUGCGAGCCAAAAGGUUGUCUCUAUCCGGCAUCAGCUUUGUCGACACCCACGACCGGCCCUUUGCCACUUUCCGUGCGACGGGCGACCCGGACCAACAAUCGCUUGUGUCCGAGUAUGAGAUCCUGCGGGGUGAUUUGUCGAGGAUUCUGUACGACAUGACUAGGACGCACGAGAAUGUUCAGUAUGUCUUUGGUGAACAGGUAGCUGCGUUCGACUACCACAGUGGGCCAGAUGGCCCCGUGACAGUAACCUUCGCCAACAACACCCUCCCCCCGACGGAAUUCGACCUCGUCGUGGCCGCGGACGGCGCAACCUCACGCACACGAGCACUAGCGUUGUCCUGUUCUGUCCGGGAACAUGCUCGUCCCACAGGGCUCUGGGCCGCCUAUUUUACGUUGACCAAAGACCUGAUCAAAGAAUCCGAGAUGGGCCACGCUUACAACGCGCCUGGCGGUCUGUUCAUCGCAGCCGGACAACACCCGUCCCAGCCGGGAUGCAGCCAAGUCACCAUCAUCCGCAACACCGGUUCUGAUGCUGGCAAUCCCAAUGAUCCCGGUUCCCUAGCUGCCUUCCGCUCAGCAACGGCCACAGCUACAACCACAACCAAAACAACCCCCAAAACCGAAACCAACCACCCACAAGACGACAAAAACCUCACCCUAACCACCCAACCCGAAGACAACACCGCCCCACUCCGCGCCUUCAUCGCCCACUCCAUCGCCAACAAGGGCUGGUACACCAACACCAUCGCCUCUGCCCUCCUCAACUCCUCUUCUCCCGGUCAUGGACAUGAAAGUUCCUCUUCUUCCGAACACGAGCACUCCUCUGAGCAUGGACAAGGACAAGAACAACCCCAAAUCCGCGACUUCUACACAACCGAAAUCUCCCAAAUCCACCUCCCUACUUUGUUUCAUAACUACCGCAUCGCCCUCCUCGGUGAUGCAGGCUACGCCCCCGGCCCCACGGGCGCGGGUACCUCGCUUGCGUUGGCGGGGGCGUAUUUCCUUGCUGGUGAGGUCUUCUCCCACCUCUCUAAGAGUGAUAGAAAUAAUGGAAGUGAGAAUCACGAUUUAAGUGCUGCGUUAAAGCGGUAUGAUGAGGUAAUGAAGCCGUUGGUGAAGGAACUGAGGCAGAUACCCUUCGGGUUGCGGGGGAUGAUGGCGCCGAGGACGGGAUGGGGGUUGAGGGUGAGGAAUUGGGUUAUGGGCUGGGUUUGUUGGGUGGGUGUUGUUGGGUGGGUGCAGGGGUGGAUUGCGAGGGGGGCUUUUGGGAGGAGGGGGGAAGAGGGGGCUAGGGAGUAUCAGUGGGAUGGGCCUGUAGAGUAA
Messenger RNA from Dichotomopilus funicola, 1518 nucleotides. RefSeq names its product oxidoreductase. The transcript has a single exon. NCBI's taxonomy places the organism in Eukaryota, Fungi, Ascomycota, Sordariomycetes, Sordariales, Chaetomiaceae. The coding region runs from base 1 to 1518 and encodes 505 amino acids. Gene Ontology annotation, molecular function: FAD binding. The record is from RefSeq and is a predicted model, not a curated record.